AUGGGUAAUUUACCAAAGGAACGAUUGCAGGGAAAUAGACCCUUUGAAAUAAGCGGAGUCAAUCUCUUUGGGCCUGUUACAGUCUCACUUGGAAUUCGUGGAAAGCAGACAGUAAAGAUGUACAUAGCAGUGGUUGUUGGUCGUCGUGGUCCUGUUGUCAAGCUGUAUUGCGACAACGCCACCAAUUUUGUGGGAGCUGCGCGAAUCCUGAAGGAGCUCUUGGAACCUGUCGACACCAACGACCAGAGCGUCAUGGCGUAUGCUGCGGCCCACCGAUUCACCAUCGAAUUUAUCCCUCCCAGAGCGCCACAUAUAGGCGGCCUUUGGGAAGCGGCCGUAAGGUCGGCCAAGCAUCUUCUUCUCAAGGAUAUGGGCAACGCUACUCUGAAAGAGGACGAGCUCCAUACCGUUAUAGUAGAGGUAGAGGCCAUCCUGAAUUCAAGGCCGCUUAUCGUGGACAUUGGCAGUCCCAACGAGGGAGAGGUUGUCACGUCAGCGCAUCUGCUAGUAGGCACAACGCUAGCAACGCUGCCGCCCGCAACCGUGCAGCCAAAGGCAGACGGCAACCUCACGUACUUGCAGAGAUGUCAAUUAGUCUCAGCAAUCAAACAGCGAUUUUGGAGCGAUUGGUCGAGGGACUAUCUUCUAAGCCUACAGCAGCGGGAGAAAUGGACCAAAGGCGUGAACAAUCUUCAGAUAGGGACGGUGGUGGCAAUUCACGAAGACAACGUUCCCCCUCAACUAUGGAUAAUGGGCGUAGUCGUAGAGGUCGAUCCAGGACAUGAUGGAAAGGCUCGAGUGGCUGUAGUCAAAACAAAAUCGGGCCUAUAUAAACGAUCUAUUCACCGCCUUGCACCUAUUCCUAUUAGUUGA
Messenger RNA from Drosophila eugracilis, 873 nucleotides. RefSeq lists its product as uncharacterized. The record is from RefSeq and is a predicted model, not a curated record. The coding region runs from base 1 to 873 and encodes 290 amino acids. NCBI's taxonomy places the organism in Eukaryota, Metazoa, Arthropoda, Insecta, Diptera, Drosophilidae. The transcript is spliced from 2 exons. Gene Ontology annotation, molecular function: nucleic acid binding.